This is a messenger RNA of Colletotrichum fioriniae, 1062 nucleotides long. Lineage: Eukaryota; Fungi; Ascomycota; Sordariomycetes; Glomerellales; Glomerellaceae. The record is from RefSeq and is a predicted model, not a curated record.
AUGUCUUCGUGGACAGAUCGGAUUGAUCACCUGGCCGAGCACUUCAAAGACGGAAAGACGAUGGCAGAUUGGCAUGGUGAUUGGGGAUUCGACGACAAUGUCUUGAACAUGGUCGAGAACUCGGUGCAGCCUUACUUGAUUCACAUGGAACGAAACUCGCCAUGGCCGUUUACAACGAAGCAAGGCGUCCCAGAGACACCACCCAAUGCCUACGAGCUAAUCAAGCUGGAGCUUGAACACUUUUCUGCCGAACACCAGAAUACAAAGGACGAGAUACCUACAAAUGCGGAACUUCUGUACGAAAGUUGCUGCGUCAUUUUUGGGUGCGACUCAAUCUCAUUCUCUAAGAGACCUGCAACGUCAACCCAGAGCUGGCUGCGAGAUCUGCUUAUGUCGUCCGAGUCCAUCGUACAGCAGGCGCGGGUCCGACCGAUGAAGAACAAUGCAAGGGCACGAUUUACGUAUCUUAGCAUAAACGGCAAAGCGUGCAUCUUUGAGGCUUGUGGGUUGGAAGAGCAACUGCAGAGCUACGUGGAGAUUUCCAAGUUGAUUGAGCCACAGAUUUCCGACGAGGAGUUACAACGAGAGGCCUGCAACAUUGUCGACAGGAUCGAGGCUUCUUCACCCAACCCCUCGGAAAUAUUUACGAACUUUUUGUUUAGUAUCAUCAAUGGCUCUUCUCACUGGCUUGCCGCAUUCCGUCACCGGACUGGACUCUCGCCGUCGGAGGCGUCGAAUGCCAUUCCUCCUUCCAACGUAUCUGAAGCAGUUCUAGGCUCCAUAGCAGCUGAGGCCGGUCUCGAGUUCUCGGGGGCGAACCUUUCUUCAGGAAGCACACCUGAUCCGAUACAAAUGAAUGCUGCCGGGAGCAAGACGGGCGAUAUCAGCAAGGUGUACUCGACCUCCUCGUUCUUUGUCAACGACGACAACUGCUACAGGAAAUUGAUGAAAGAGCUCACUCGCUUCGUGACCAUCACGACGUCGCCACGCAAUCCGAAUAGGCGCAUUCCCACCGAUGCCGAGCUCCAGCAUCAGGCGAGGUGGAUUUCUUUUGAAGAGUAG